Neopelma chrysocephalum (saffron-crested tyrant-manakin) is the source of this 631-nucleotide messenger RNA. RefSeq names its product olfactory receptor 14J1-like. Lineage: Eukaryota; Metazoa; Chordata; Aves; Passeriformes; Pipridae. Gene Ontology annotation, biological process: G protein-coupled receptor signaling pathway. The record is from RefSeq and is a predicted model, not a curated record. The annotation marks the transcript as partial. Gene Ontology annotation, molecular function: olfactory receptor activity; G protein-coupled receptor activity. The transcript has a single exon. Gene Ontology annotation, cellular component: membrane.
AUGCACAAUUCCCUCUGGAACACCACAACCAUCUCCUACAUGGGAUGUGUUGCACAGGUCUUUUUCUUUGUCUUCUUCAUGUCAACAGAGUAUUUCCUCCUCACCAUCAUGUGCUACGACCGCUACGUUGCCAUCUGCAAACCCCUGCACUACGGGACCCUCCUGGGCAGCAGAGCUUGUGCCCACAUGGCAGCAGCUGCCUGGGCCACUGGGUUUCUCAAUGCUCUGCUGCACACAGCCAAUACAUUUUCCCUGCCCCUGGGCCAGGGCAAUGCCCUGGGCCAGUUCUUCUGUGAAAUCCCACACAUCCUCAAGCUCUCCUGCUCACACUCAGGCUACCUCAGGGAAAUUGGGCUCAUUGUGCUUAGUGCCUGUUUAAUAUUUGGUUGUUUUGUUUUCAUUGUUUUCUCCUAUGCACAGAUCUUCAGGGUUGUGCUGAGGAUCCCCUCUGAGCAGGGACAGCACAAAGCCUUUUCCACGUGCCUCCCUCACCUGGCCGUGGUCUCAGUCUUUGUCAGCACUGGUAUUUUUUCUCAGCUGAAACCUCCCUCCAUCUUCUCCCCAUCCAUGGAUCUGGUGGUGUCAGUUCUGUACUCAGUAGUUCCUCCAACACUGAACCCCCUCAUCUACA